This is a messenger RNA of Nicotiana tabacum (common tobacco), 1861 nucleotides long. Lineage: Eukaryota; Viridiplantae; Streptophyta; Magnoliopsida; Solanales; Solanaceae. The record is from RefSeq and is a predicted model, not a curated record.
GUUGUUGCAGAAUAAUCAGUUAUCUGGUCCAGUUCCUGCUGAGAUUGGGAAGCUCUCUGAACUGCUGACCCUUGACCUAUCUGGUAAUCAGUUUGAUGGAGAAAUUCCUAGGGCGUUGGGUCGCCUGUUCCGUUUAAGUUACUUGAGGCUUAGCAGGAACAGAUUAUCUGGACAAAUUCCUAAACCUGUGGCAUCCCUUUCAGGUCUUUCAUUCUUGGACUUAUCGUUCAAUAAUCUUAGUGGUCCUACUCCAAAAAUUUUGGCUAAAGAUUACAGUAUUGCAGGAAACAGCUUUCUUUGCUCUGCAAUGCCCACACAAAUUUGUGGGGGCGUGCCAAAACCAGCAAAUGAAAUGAGUUCAGACAGGAAGAUUAGCAAUCAUCAUCGGUGGGUUGUUUCUGUUAUCAUUGGGGUCAGUUGCACAUUCAUAGUUACUGUCAUGCUGCUUGUUUGUUGGGUGCAUUGGUACAGGUCUCGUGUCCUCACAGGAUAUGUGCAACACGAUUGUGAAUUCGCCAUUGGCCACCUGAAGAGGUUUUCAUUCCGUGAAUUGCAAAUUGCCACUGGAAAUUUCAGCUCUAAAAACAUAUUAGGACAAGGUGGAUUUGGAGUAGUCUACAAGGGAUACCUUCCCAAUAGGACAAUAGUGGCUGUCAAAAGAUUGAGAGAUCCAAAUUUCACUGGGGAAGUGCAGUUCCAAACAGAAGUUGAGAUGAUAGGCUUGGCUGUGCAUCGGAACCUUCUACGUUUGUAUGGAUUCUCAAUGACUGCAGAGGAAAGAUUACUUAUUUACCCUUAUAUGCCAAAUGGGAGUGUUGCUGAUUGCUUGAGAGAUAAUGGUCGGGAUACACCAUUUUUGGAUUGGAGCAAGCGCAUGCAUAUAGCCCUUGGAGCUGCCAGAGGGCUUCUGUAUUUGCAUGAACAGUGUAAUCCUAAAAUAAUUCACAGGGAUGUUAAGGCGGCUAAUAUUCUUCUUGAUGAAAGCUUUGAAGCUGUUGUUGGUGAUUUUGGUCUCGCGAAGCUUUUAGACUGUAGAGAUUCGCAUGUCACAACAGCAGUUCGUGGUACUAUAGGUCAUAUAGCCCCAGAGUAUCUAUCAACUGGCCAAUCAUCUGAGAAGACAGAUGUCUUUGGAUAUGGAAUACUACUUUUGGAACUCAUUACAGGGCUCAAGUCAUUAGAUGCAGGAAAUGGUCAAGGUCAGAAAGGACCUAUUCUUGACCGGGUCCGGAACUUAUUUGAGGAAAAGAAAGUGGAAAUGCUUGUGGAUAGGGAUCUAAAAGGAUGUUUUAAUACAGAGGAGCUAGAGAAAACAGUUGAAGUGGCUCUACAGUGCACUCAAUCUAACCCCAAUAAUCGGCCUAAGAUGUCAGAGGUUUUGAGAAUCCUGGAAGACAUUACGGGACAAAUGGGGCAUGUGGACGAAUCACAAGUUGGAAGCAACAUAUGCGAAACAAGAGCUUUCAGCUUCUCUAGGAAUUUUAGCGAUAUCCAUGAAGAAUCCUCAUUUACCAUUGAACCAAUUGAGCUUUCAGGACCCAGAUAACAAAAGUAGCCAGCACUUGCCUCAUCAUUUCAAGCGUGCGAUCUUGAUAUAUCUAGUUCAGCCAUACAAUUGCCUCCAUUGUUGUUUCAAGUCUAUCUCCUAGUAGUUUGUAAGUUACUGUAAUUUGUAAAAUCAUUACUAGUUCUUGAUAGUUCAUAACCUUUGUGUUAGAAUUAACUAGACUAACCUCACUUUAUAACUUCAUUAUUUGAAAAAGACUAACUCAGUAUGCCAUACUAGUUCUACUGUCUGUUUGUUGAACAGGUCAAUGCAUUUCAGAAGCUUGAUUAUAGUGACAUGUUCAGUUCCUGUCAA